UAAAAACCAAGAGGUCCUGAAGUUCCUCUAUACAUUUUUCUUGCUUGAGAGAAAUUAGAAAUAAACAUGGGGAAGCUCACACUCAUUGCAGGUUUGGGUUUGGUGCUCUGCCAUGUUGCCUUCUCCAUGGAAAUGGGCUGCUACUUCACCAACUGGUCUCAGUACAGACCUGGAAUUGGAAAGUAUAUGCCCUCAAAUGUGGACCCUUUCCUUUGUACACACCUUUUCUAUGCUUUUGCAAUGGUCAACCAUGCCAACGAGCUUGUCACCUAUGAGUGGAACGAUGAGACUCUAUACAAAGCCUUUAAUGAACUCAAGAACACAAAUCCCCAUCUUAAAACUCUCUUGGCUGUCGGUGGAUGGAACUUUGGUUCAACACAGUUCUCCAUCGUGGUGUCCACUGCUGCAAACCGUCAAAAGUUCAUUCAGUCCUCCAUCAAGUUCCUGAGAACUUACGGAUUUGAUGGCAUGGACCUGGACUGGGAAUAUCCGGGAUCAAGAGGAAGUCCACCUGAAGACAAACAAAGAUUCACACAGCUAUUGAAGGAAAUUAUUGAGGCCUAUGAGACUGAGAGCAAAGCUACUGGCAGAGCCAGACUGAUGCUGACCGCUGCUGUAUCAGCUGGCAAAGGGACGAUUGAUGAUGGAUACGAGAUUGCAGAGGUUGCCAAAUACCUGGACUUGAUCAAUGUGAUGACUUAUGACUUCCAUGGAACUUGGGAAAGAUUCACAGGACACAACAGCCCCCUGUACCAAGGCUCAAAGGAUGAGGGAGACCUGAUCUACUUUAAUACAGACUUCGCUAUGCGCUAUUGGAGGGACAACGGCACCCCUGUGGAGAAACUCAGAAUGGGUUUCGCAACAUACGGUCGCACUUUCCGUCUGACAUCUGCAGAUACUAGCAUUGGAGCCCCAGCUAGUGGACCUGCUUCAGCUGGAACCUACACUCGCGAGGCUGGAUUCUGGUCUUACUAUGAGAUCUGUGGAUUCCUAGAGGGAACAACACUCCAGUGGAUUGAGGACCAGAAGGUGCCCUAUGCCACAAAGAACGGCGAAUGGGUUGGAUUUGACACCAAGGAGAGCUUUGAAACUAAGGUUCGUUAUCUGAAAGACAAGAACUUUGGUGGAGCCUUCGUCUGGGCGCUUGAUCUGGAUGACUUUGCUGGACAGUUCUGUAAUCAGGGGAACCAUCCUCUCAUGGGCCAUCUGCGCAAUCUUCUGGAUAUCGAAUUGCCUCCUCUGCCUCCAACCACCACCCUCAAACCCGGACAAACAACCACAAAAACCACCACAACCACCACCACCACCACUCAUGCUCCAGGACCAGGAUUCUGUAAUGGAAAGCCAGAUGGACUCUAUCCUCACCCUGAAGACCCCAACAAAUACUAUAACUGUGUAGGAGGCCACACUUACAUGAAUAGCUGUGGUCCAGGCACUGUGUUUGAUGACAGUUGUAAGUGCUGUGCCUGGCCCAAACACUAAGGGAUCACUCAUGUGAAAACAGUGAAACAGGAUGCUGCAGAUUUGCAUAAGCACACAAGAAGAAUCAGAACUAAAUAUCUUUGACUACAACUAUCUCACAUAAAGGAAAUUAGUGUGGACUGAACAUAAUUAAUGUGCUUUGUUUUUCCAUUUGAAUGUAUUUUGAAAGUGUAUGAUGCAUGUUUUUUUAAACUCUCCUGUAAAUCUAUUCAUGUGAUUGCUGUUAGUACAACUGCUGUUCAAUGCAUCAUUUAUACAAAAAAAAAUAAUGUGCACAACUUUACAAGAUUUUUUAAAAACUCCUAUUAAUAAACAACAUGCAGCCAUCAUUAA
Sinocyclocheilus anshuiensis is the source of this 1815-nucleotide messenger RNA. RefSeq names its product chitinase, acidic.2 (gene chia.2). The record is from RefSeq and is a predicted model, not a curated record. Gene Ontology annotation, cellular component: extracellular region. Gene Ontology annotation, molecular function: hydrolase activity, hydrolyzing O-glycosyl compounds; chitin binding. Gene Ontology annotation, biological process: carbohydrate metabolic process. Lineage: Eukaryota; Metazoa; Chordata; Actinopteri; Cypriniformes; Cyprinidae. Bases 67 to 1482 code for a protein of 471 amino acids. The transcript has 12 exons.